Linum tenue is the source of this 717-nucleotide messenger RNA. Lineage: Eukaryota; Viridiplantae; Streptophyta; Magnoliopsida; Malpighiales; Linaceae. The record is from the annotation of a GenBank genome assembly.
CGGGCAAUUACUAUUUGCCGCCCGUAAAAAACACUAAAAGGACAAUUUUGCCCUCCAAAUAUUUCUUUAUAUUCUAUUCGCUGAAUGGUUUUUUAAACAACUUACACACUACCCGAGUCCCGACCACCAACCCCCCACAAACACCACAGCCACCGGACGGCAGCCAAACUCGCCGGUCACCGGACCAAUCUCGUCAGGAUAUCGCCGGGCACUGGACGGCAGCCGUACCCCGUCGUCGGACCAGCGAAGCAGGUGGACAUGGCUGACAAUGUUGAACUAAUUGGUGAUUACACAGACCAUUUUCUUAAUGGCGUCCGAUAUGCCAAUUUCGAAGAUGCUGUAACAGAGACCAAAAACAUCGCGAUGUCUCUUGGUUUCUUUCUAACUAAGGGAUCGAUGAAGCCACGUGACUUGGGCAACGAAAGAUCAUUGGGUAUCUGUUAUAUGUAUUGCGACAGAUGCAGUAGGGAGAGGAAGUCAUACAAGCCGGAUCCUUCCAAAGAGAGUCGUGGCAAUACAAGUUCAAAAGGAGCGGGAUGCAUGUUCAAGAUUAAAAUCAAAGAAAUACUGGUUAAUCCAGAUGCUCGUGAUGGACCUACAUUCUGGGAGAUACAAGGAGUCGCGGAGCAAGGAACCGGUUUAAGGCGAGGGUAUCACAGUCAUGAGAAAAUGCUUUAUCCCGAGGGCCACAGUCAAAUGAAUAAAUUGAGUCAGGAG